UUGAAGUGGUGCAUUAGCACGACGUCAAAGCAAAAACUGCCCGCAAGAAUGUUGCAGAAUCUAUCAAUUACAUGGAUCUCAUUACAAACAUAAAAGAAGGCGACUUUUCAGAAUAAAGAAAUUUUGCUUGUAUGAUGGCAGGGAAACCAGGUAUCACAAGAACAGAAAGCCUGAACUCCUGAAAAUUUUUGUGAUCGCUGAACCUUUUUCACUUCUCUUUUUUCUGCUCUACAUAAUCCUUUCAUCUACAACAUAUACGUUUCUUUCCAACAAUUAUUCAUGACCAUUAGACUAUCCAAACGCUGCCAUAUCUCUUGUCUUUCACCUGAGGUUUUUCUAAGCAUUUUCUCCUGGGUUAGCAAAGCAGAUUUACAACGAUGUAUUUAUGUUUGCAAAGCCUGGUACCGAACGGCAGGGCAAAUAUACUUCCAACAUUUAAGUGUCGCAGACGGUAAGCAAAUAAUCAAACUAUUCCAAUACUUGAUAGUCAGCCCUAUGCCGGAAACAGCCUCAAUGAUCAGAUCUUUACACAUUACGAAUGAUCAAUAUCAAAGCUCUUUCCGCAGUUUCUCAAUAGCAGACGAGCACCUUCGUUAUUUGCUAGAAUAUUGUCCAAAUAUACAUGAACUAGGCUUCGACAGCAACUCACCCUAUUGGUUAUACUUAUACAACAUACCGAAUAAACCGAAUAUACUUAAGCCCAAAAAAUUGAUAUCAUUGGGAAGAAGGCGUGAUUUUACCGAUAGAUAUUUCUACAAAGUCGCAGCCUUUUAUGCAUCCUCUAUUACUGAAUUAGAAAUACACCAAGCAUGCGAUCCAGCAAUACGCGUCGACUAUGGCGGGCUAUUUGGUUACCUUUCUAUGUUUUCCAAUUUGAAAUACUUAUAUAUUCGAGAUGGAAGCACGAAACAUAUCGUCUACUUCCAUGACUUGUUGGAGGUGACGAGAAACCUUGAGAAACUUAAUUUCGAUAUUGGACACCCAUUCUUUCCCGAGAAUGAUGAGAUUAAUUUAUUGCAACUGAAGCAAUUAUCGAUAUAUCCAUCAUUGAGAUCACUUAGUAUCCGUUUAGACCAUCAGCUCCUACCUGAGAGAUUAAUAUACGUUAUAGAUCGCUUUCCCAAUCUAGUGCAAUUCAUCUUACGAUUGCAUUGUAAUCAGUUGCAUAAUGACGGCACAAAUAGAAUAAUUCCAGAUUUCCCUUUUGAACAUCCAGCUUUCCGAAACAAGUUAACAACUUUUAUCAGGCGCCUCAAGCAUACACUUUUACAUUUUGAAAGCAUGGAAGUAUCAUAUCAUGUCAUUGCACCUCUAUUGGGAUGUUAUCUCCUCAGUGAUAUACACACAAGAACAUCUAUAUCGGCUAGUUUUUGUAUAAAUAAGGGUACAGAUCAAACUAUAAUAGAUGUAGAUCGUACAAAUACUAUGAAUGAAAAACAGAAAUAUUCGGAUAUCACCACAAAGUUCAUGCUGAGUCAGCGUUAUGAUCGUCAAGAUUUUCUAGGCCGAUACCAAUUAGCACACCUGUCCUAUUUGUCUUUCUUUGGUUGUCAAGUCGUGAAUCUUGAUAUCACACUUUCGACAGAAAUAGUUGCUCUUAAUGCAGAUAAGGCUACCAAUGUAGAAUCAUUAUUGCAACUAUGCCCUCUUCUCAAAACACUUCGUAUCAAUAUCGAAAGCUCGAGGCCAAUUAUAGCGAUUUUACAAACCACAAAGCACUCACUAUCAGCAACACAGCCUCCAUAUGAAAGAAUAGGAACGGACGACACGGAGAAGCAAAAUGAGGCAGAAAAACGACAGAAUGAUCACUUAAAAUGUUUAACCACACUCAGUUUGUCCGGAAUUCUCAGCUCUGUACGAAGUUUGGAAGAGAUAGCAAUGGCGAAUCCAGAAAUCAAAGAGUUACAUCUCCUAAAUUGUGCCUUUUUGAAAGUCCAAAAGGCUAGCUUUGUACUCAAAGUGAAUUUGCGGUCUCUGAGCAUUUAUAGGUUUACAUUCGAUGCUUUUUCAUGUUUCCAUUACAUCAAAUCUUUGUCUAGCAGAAAUGUAUGCGUGGUGAUUGAGCAGAACAUGAGAAUACAUGCGGGGGAUAAUAUUGAAGAUUUUUUUAUGAGCAUACCUACCGUGUGUCAUUAUUAUCUGUUGCAGUAUGAAGAGAGUCUUUUCAAAAAAUGCCGUUUCAAACAAAUUACAGCCGAUCAGUAUAAAGGCUAUAAAGCUACAGAAGGAUUGUAUACGAUAUGGUUUGCAUUCAAGUCUUUGAAGGUUAUGAAGCUGCAAGUUGGUAAAAGCGUUCAGUCUACAGAAACCAUCGUAUUUUCGGACCUGGAUUUAGUAUACGAUUCAGCUAAUGAUUGUACAUUAGCGCUUCAAAUGGAGAAGUUGUCGUUGUAUAAUUAAUAAAUCAGGCUAAUAUCGAAGCCGCACCAAGC
Mycotypha africana is the source of this 2432-nucleotide messenger RNA. RefSeq lists its product as uncharacterized. The record is from RefSeq and is a predicted model, not a curated record. NCBI's taxonomy places the organism in Eukaryota, Fungi, Mucoromycota, Mucoromycetes, Mucorales, Mycotyphaceae. The coding region runs from base 280 to 2400 and encodes 706 amino acids. Gene Ontology annotation, molecular function: protein binding. The transcript has a single exon.